AUGUCUGCAGUCACAGUCUCAAAUAUUUCCUCAAGCACUACUCAGGAGAAGCUUCAUGAAUUUUUCAGUUUCUGCGGCCAUAUCAAGUCAAUUGAUCUCAAACCCGAGGAAGAUUCGAGACAAUCCGCAGUUGUCACCUUUGAGAAACCUUCGUCUGCCGGUACAGCGCUCAUGCUCAAUGGCGGUACUCUAGAAGGUGAACAACUUCACAUCACCUCCGACGUGGAACACCACAAUCAUCAGGAGCAAUCGCAACGCUCAAGCUCACCUUUCGAACAGUCAGACAAGCCUAGAGCUGGAAUUGCCGCCGAAUAUCUGGCAAAGGGCUACAAACUUUCUGACCACAUCUUGCAGCGCGCCAUCGAAAUUGACAACAAGCAGGGGAUUUCCAAACGGUUUUUAGAUUAUAUGCGCGGCCUCGAUACAACAGUUGGACAGAAAGCUCUCGGCUCUGACCAAACGGUGUCCGGCAAAGUGCAAUCAACGCUGAAGGGUGCCCAUACCAGGGCGAAGACCAUCGACGAACAGAAAGGUUAUUCUAAGGUUGCCCACGAGUACUACUCAAAGGCGAUCUCAUCUCCCUUCGGAAAGUCUGUCCUCGACUUUUAUACUAAUACUUCAAAGCAAGUUCGCGACAUUCAUGAGGAGGCUCGUCGUAUGGCCGACCAACACCCAGCUGCCAGUUCGUCUGCGGGCAUUACCGCACAUGCUACCGGUACUGGCGCGGCCGGACCUGACACACAGCCUAGUCCCGCCACCCAAACCUCUCCCACCGUUGUUUGA
Suillus subaureus is the source of this 783-nucleotide messenger RNA. RefSeq lists its product as uncharacterized. The coding region runs from base 1 to 783 and encodes 260 amino acids. NCBI's taxonomy places the organism in Eukaryota, Fungi, Basidiomycota, Agaricomycetes, Boletales, Suillaceae. The record is from RefSeq and is a predicted model, not a curated record. Gene Ontology annotation, molecular function: RNA binding. The transcript is spliced from 8 exons.